Molecule: messenger RNA, 966 nt
Organism: Necator americanus (New World hookworm)
Lineage: Eukaryota; Metazoa; Nematoda; Chromadorea; Rhabditida; Ancylostomatidae
Exons: 9
Coding region: 1-966 (321 amino acids)
Source: RefSeq, a predicted model, not a curated record
AUGAGACCUUCUGUCCGCGACCAUUCAGAUGCUCCUUUGAUAUGUCAAUUGAAGAAGCUCUUCAUUUUCCUCAGAACAUUUGCACAAGAAUACCGGGCAACAUACCACGGAUCUGACGUGGUGAGAGAAUUCUGGCAAAAACAAGAGAAAGAGCUGUACAAUAGAUUGCGGGAUCAGGGAAACGUGAAGAACAUGUGGUGUUGUCUCGCUUCCCAUUACUUUGAAUGGGUGGCUGGAAUACCGGAACUGAAGUUCAUGAGUAUCCGAGAAAAGAGGCGAAGGUUUACCCUACAAAACAGUCAUAUCGCUGUUUCUCCACCCCUCCUGGUCUUCUUGGAAUAUAGAUGGGACAAGAUGAAGGCUGUUCUUUCUCUUCUAUUGAUCGGUGUCGUAAUAGCUGAGUAUGUGGAUGAGCCUAUAGGACCAGGUGGAGGACAACCAUCUCCGAAGUCAUAUCCGGAAGGACCCCAGCAAUAUGUCAGCAACGGUGCCAGCGCAAACUACCAACCACAAAGUGAUGCUGUCGUGAAACCAGCGCCGGUACCGACUCCAAAAGAGAAACCCGUCAAGGGCACCCCCACAGUCAUCGGCAAGAGUCCUACUCCCUCUAAGGGAGUUAUCACACCAACUAAGACUGGAGGCACCAUUAGUCAUGGUGGUAAAACUGGUGGAAAACCUCCGGUUGCGCCGCCAGGGACAAAGCCAGCGCCAAAACCAGAGCCAAAACCAGAGCCAAAACCGUUGCCAGUACCAGAGCCGAAACCAGCGCCAAAACCAGUGCCUCACUCUGUCAUCAGAACUCCGCAAGCCGUCCGCGGCAGUGGUGCUCCUCCUACUCCCCCUAAAAGCGGACCUCCUACUCCACCUAAAAACGGUCCGAAGCCCGAUGCGAAAAUUCCUCCUCCCCCGGUUGCUCCGGCUAAGCCACCAUUGAGUGACGCUCCUGCAAAUCCUUAUCGUCAUUAA